This is a messenger RNA of Cyprinodon variegatus (sheepshead minnow), 1852 nucleotides long. It is a transcript of the gene cobll1a, whose product is annotated as cordon-bleu protein-like 1. The coding region runs from base 146 to 1852 and encodes 568 amino acids. The record is from RefSeq and is a predicted model, not a curated record. Gene Ontology annotation, molecular function: actin monomer binding. NCBI's taxonomy places the organism in Eukaryota, Metazoa, Chordata, Actinopteri, Cyprinodontiformes, Cyprinodontidae. The transcript is spliced from 10 exons.
GCAGGAAGGACUGGUAAACUGCUCCUCCAUUCCCUGGAAACACCAGUUAGCAGUUAGUGGUCUCCAGGCAACAGGAGGUUAACCUGAUACUGGAUGCAGUGUCCGAUUCCCAGUGGCCUCCUGGUUCCUCCGACCGUCCCCUGAGAUGGGUGAAGUAAGUCCGCUGGAGAGGGACCACUCCUUGCGUGUUGUGCUCCCAGUGGGGAUCGAGAAAAACAUUACAGUGCAUGGAAGUAAACCGGUGAUGGACUUACUGGUGACGCUCUGUGCAAAUCACCAUCUGAAUCCUUCCGAUUACACCAUUGAGUUCCUGUCGCCUAACAAGAACAUCAUCAGCUACAAGCCGAACUCUCCUAUCGGUUCGUUGGGAGCUGAGAAGAUUUUAUUGAAGCUUAAAGGCUCUGAAGAUAAAAUUAAGAAGCCAUACAUGCCUGAGGCGACGGUGCGUUUACUGAUCAACUACAAUAAGUCCCAUAAGACGGUGGUGCGGGUGAAUCCCAGACUGCCGCUGGAGGAGCUGCUGCCAGCAGUGUGUGACAAGUGUGAGUUUAACAUAACGACAACCGUCCUGCUGAGGGACCCUCAGUCCAAGGAGCCGCUGGACCUGACCAAGACCUUGAAUGACCACGGAUUGAGGGAGGUGUUCGCCAAAGAUAUGGUGGCUCAGAACGCUUCGACCGAAGGAGCUGGAACUCCAGAGAUCAUCUCACCACCUCCAACACAAGACUUGCAAAGGAAGGAGAACAAGCAGAAGAAAAGGGGCUUCUUCAGCUUCUUCAGAAGACGGAAAAAAGUCAAUGAAACGAAUGGGACGCUGAGUGCUCCUACUUCUCCCAGCCGGGGCAAACAAGUCCGAGUCCGUGGGAAUUCAGAAAGCCUUUCAUCCAAUAACACCCUGCCUGCAGAUACCGCCAAAAAAAGGCCGGCGCCGCCGCCGCCUGUAGUCGCAUCGCAGAGUGUCCCUAACAACCUCAGCACCUGCUACGUCAAGAGAACACAGUCGUCUGCAGAAUCUACUUUAAGGAGCACCAAGAGGAGGGCUCCUCCUCCUCCCUGUGGAGCCACCAACGACGCCCAAAGUGAUGCUGCAGAGUCCCUGAAAACCGUGGAGGAGCUGAGAGAGACAGAUAAUUCCCAGCCGCACUCAUCCUUGGCCUCUUCAAGCCCUUCGCUGGCUCGUCUCCAGGAAAUACCCGACUCCUAUCGGCCUUCGUUUCGAGGCAAAGACCUAUCAGACGCCCGCUCUGCUCUCGCUAAAGUCCUCACAUCUUCGGUUUCCAAAGGGACGCUGGUGAGGCGCCUGAGAAACUCUGCCGGUUUCCCAAAUUUCCAUGUCUCCUCGUGCAUGUCUGCGGCCUCAAAGUGUCCAGAUGACGGCGAUUUCUGCGCAGAGCGGGAAUCGGUUUUCAGAUCCAACCUCCCGACUGAGAACGAGUGGGAGGACCAAGUACAGAGGAGCGGACUGACUACCUUUAAAGUUAUUCCCCCAAAGAAACCAGCAUCCUGUGAUCCCGAAAUGAUGGAUCAGGAUCAGGAAUCAGUUCUUCCUGAGGGGAAGGAAGAUCCACAUUCCUCCAGCAGAUCUGAGAGCAGAACAGGGAUUAACUGCUCAGAAACGUAUGCUAACGAAGUGGCUGACGGCUCAGUUUCUGGUUCACCUUUAGAGGAAACUCAGAACUGUUCUGACUCACCCUUGCUUGAUGACGGGGAGACUCAUGAAGACCAGAACCAAGAGGAAGAACCAGAGAACCGACUGGAUGGAGUCCUGCCUGCGCUACUGGAUGGUUGUGAUAAGGAAGCGACCAACCAUGAUGGUGGUAAUUCAGAACAUCUAAGAGGAUUUUUCACGUGA